UCCGGGGCGGGCGGAGCGGCUCCGGGGCGGCCAUGGAGCGCUCGCCAUGAGGUACAACGAACGGGAGCUGCUGUCCCUGGCCCGGCAGCCCGCAGAGAAGGCGGCCGAGGUCCUGAUGCGGGUGCCCAAGAAGGGCAGCGUGUUAAAGAAACGCCUCGUCAAGCUCGUUGUCAACUUUCUCUUCUACUUCCGGACGGACGAAGCGGAGCCUAUUGGAGCUCUGCUGCUGGAGCACUGCAGGAUCACCAAAGAGGAGGAGAACGUCUUCUCAAUCAGUUUCAUUGAGGAGCCCGAGAGGAAAUACUGCUUCGAAUGUGACAGUGAGGAGCAGUGUCAGGAGUGGAUUGAGGCACUCAAGCGAGCCAGCUAUGAGUUCAUGAGGAGGAGCUUGAUCUUCUACCGGAAUGAGAUCCAGAAAAUGACAGGGAAGGACCCCCUGGAGCAGUAUGGGAUCUCGGAGGAAGCCCGCUUCCAGCUGGGAGCACGCAGGCAGUAAUCCCCUCUCUGGAGCUGCCCUGGGGACAGCAGCAGCAGUUUCCCUGCAGCAGUGACCAAGGGACUUCCUAAUUUAUUGGCCACACCAUUUUGUAUGAUUUUUUAACACGGAAUUCUUUGCACAUUCCCACUUAGCCCAGCUCUGGAGGCAGCCAGGCUGCACUGGUGGCAUGAGAGCAGAGCUGCAGCACCCGCUGUUCUCUGCUGCUGGGACAGGCCCUGAGCCAGCUCCAGCCCUCCUCUUCCUCCCCUCCUUCUCCUGCAGGGAACUACUCAGCUUUUCUGGCUCGGGAUCUUCCUGCAGACUCCAGGGGUUGUUCAGCCCCUGCUGGCAGAGGAUGCUCCACCUGAUGGCAUUUCUGUGCUUGCAGGGUUAACCCUGUCCCAUCCACUCCUUCUCAUUGAGAAGCCAUUCCAUGCUCACCAAGCCUGGUGGUCCGGAGGAGCUGGAAGCCUUCCACUACCAACAGGAGAGCUCAGCUGCAGGUGACAGGGGGGUGACAUCCCCUGUGUCAAGGCAGCCACCAGCUCCAGCCUCUGGAGUGGUUUUCUUCUUUCUUCCUCCUCUGGGCAGGUUGGUUCAGUUCCUAGAGGCUGGAGGAGCAGAGCAUUUGAAAGCAAAGCUGAAAGCACAGGGAGCAGAGAGCAGGCUGAGACCCAUGGAGGGGUGCAGGAAGGAAGCCAGGUGGAGGUUUGGAAAGAUGGGAACUGCUCCACUUUGGCUGGAGGUUGUGGCUUCAGGCCCUGCAGAAGUUAAUCUUGGGGAGCAUGUGAGAGCUGAGCAGUUGCUGCAGCAUUUGUCCCCUCUGUGAGCAUCCGAAGACUGGGACACUGGAAGAGCAGGACACUGUGCCACAGUCAUGAUGAGCUGCCAGGGAACAGGCGCUGCCAUCCCUGGGGCUCUACAGUGAGGUGGUGCCAGGGACCAUCCGUCCUCGAGGCUCUGCACCUUCAGCCUGGCUCUGGCUGCGCAAAGGAAAACUGCCCAGGGAUGAGGGGUGGAAGGACCCGAGUCCUGGGGCUGCAGGAGACCCAGGUUCCUGAUGCCCACAGCAGCAGAGGAUGCAGUUGGCAGCAGCUGCCCUGGAACCAGAUCAGGAAAAGCCUCCAGGAAGCCCCUGGGAAGCUCCCAGGUGCCAUUGUCGGGCCCUUGAUGGCAGAAGGGACUAGGGCAGAUGCAGCACGAGAUGAACUUUGGGGUUCAGCUGCGUAGCAGGAGCACUGCUGCAGCAACCAGCACAGUGUAAGCCAGGGGCAGCCUUGUGCUGUGAGCUGGGCUGGAAGGGAAGUUCUGAGUCUUCCUCUGGCUGGGAAUUGAUGCUGAAACAAGAGCCUGUAUUGCAAGCCUCAGUGACCUGGCCUGCCCUCAUCUCGCGCUGCUGGGCACCAGGAGAGUGGCAGAUGUCACUGAUGCUUUAGAUUCAGUCUCAAAGCCAAGGUUUUUCCUUUCCCUCCCCAGAUACUCCCUUUCCUUUCAAUCAUUCCAGGUGCUCGCUCCAGACAUUGCCAAAACAAGCCGAGGGGCAGCUGGCCUGCACAAUAAGCUGAGGGCAUGAUGAGGUGGAAGCAGAACCCAGGGCGGUUUUGAAGACAGAUGGCAUCUCCAGUGGAAGCAGCAGUGAGGGAUUAAAGGCAGGAACACAAAGCUUGUGCUUUAGGGAAUUGGUGUCCUCAGCUGACUUUUAAAGUGCAAUUUAAUCCUCACGAGCCUCCUCUGCUUUACCUCAGUGCAGGGGCAUGUUCCUGGCAUGCUGGUGGGUGCGCAGCAGCUUUACUGUGACAGAACCUGGUCUGGUCACUUGUGAGGACGGAUGGGUGGAUGCAGCUCCAGCUUCAGCAUUGGUUUGCCAGCCAGGAACGCUGCUGCAGCACUGCUUUAGGGGCAGAAACCCAAACUGAGCCCCCCUGGGUUCAGGAUCCAUGAAUUCAUCAAUGCACAAAGUCAAUCCAUACAUAAACCCUGGGAAUUCUGCCCCAUUCAAUCAUUUCCAGCCAGCAAGCGGGCGGCGCAGCAGCAGCAGCUCAUACCCUGCUGCCCUCAGGACCAGCCCCUUCUCAACCUUGUGCCUUUCAGCUCCUUUCACCUUCACUGUACCUAAAAAUGGGCAUUUUAUGUUAUGGGAACAGUUGGGGGGGCAGGAGAGAAUCCCACCCCCAUUUAAGAGGUUAAUGACAUUUCUGACCUGAAUGUAAGACAAAUGCUGUGAAGCCUUCCAUGGGCCCAUGGCCAGCCCGAUAAGUAACUUGGAUCAUCUUCCAGCCUCACGUAGGACACUGGGUGAGCUUUCAGGAGGAUGAUGCUGCCAAGACACGAGAUCCACGUCGACUGCUUGUGAUUUAUGGACACUUGGUCGUUUUUCCUCCUCUGGUCACUGUGCUUUUGUAUUGUCAGUGCUGUGUACAGGCUCCCGAUGGUGUCCUGAAGCCAUUUAUCUGUUGUACAGCCACAUUUCCAAUAAACACUUGUAAUCUUG
Messenger RNA from Melopsittacus undulatus (budgerigar), 2969 nucleotides. RefSeq names its product pleckstrin homology domain containing J1 (gene PLEKHJ1). Lineage: Eukaryota; Metazoa; Chordata; Aves; Psittaciformes; Psittaculidae. Gene Ontology annotation, cellular component: recycling endosome; trans-Golgi network; early endosome. The coding region runs from base 47 to 496 and encodes 149 amino acids. The transcript is spliced from 6 exons. Gene Ontology annotation, biological process: receptor recycling; endosome organization; retrograde transport, endosome to Golgi. The record is from RefSeq and is a predicted model, not a curated record.